This is a messenger RNA of Ascoidea rubescens DSM 1968, 1431 nucleotides long. Its product is annotated as PLP-dependent transferase. Gene Ontology annotation, biological process: aromatic amino acid catabolic process; L-tyrosine biosynthetic process. NCBI's taxonomy places the organism in Eukaryota, Fungi, Ascomycota, Saccharomycetes, Ascoideales, Ascoideaceae. The coding region runs from base 1 to 1431 and encodes 476 amino acids. The record is from RefSeq and is a predicted model, not a curated record. Gene Ontology annotation, molecular function: aromatic-amino-acid:2-oxoglutarate transaminase activity; L-2-aminoadipate:2-oxoglutarate transaminase activity; pyridoxal phosphate binding. The transcript has a single exon.
AUGUCAAAACUUGAAUUUUCUCAUCAUUUAUCGGAAUCUGUUAAAUAUAGAACUGAUAAUGAUUUUACUACUGGCGAAUCUUAUCAAAUUCCUCAUCCAAAUCCAAUUUAUUUCAAUUAUGGCUGUCCGAAUCAUGGUUUCUUUCCAAUAAAAAACAUCUCAAUUCAAUCAAUCAAUAAGCCAUUUAACAAUGAAGAUACAACAGAUUUUGUUAUUAAUGGUACCAAUAACAAUGAAAAUAGCACUACCAAUAAAUCAAUUACAAUCUCUCAAGGUUUUCAAUAUAUGGAGGUCACAGGCGAUAAACUUUUUUACAAUUUUAAUAAAGAAUUAAUCUUAAAAGUCAAUCCACCAGCUUAUAAUGAUUGGGAUUUAUUGUUAACUUGUGGUUCUAUUGAUGGUUUAAAUAAAAUCUUCAACAUUUUAAUUAACCCCAAUGAUACAAUUUUAGUCGAAGAAUAUACUUUUGUCCCCACUGUCAAUCAAAUAACUCAAUAUAGGGGUAUUCCAAUUCCUCUUAGAUUGAAUUUAAACCCCAAUAAAAAUUCUAAUAAUGGAAUCGAUUUAGAAUUUUUUGAAGAUUUAUUAAAUAAUUGGAGAUCGUAUCACCCAAAUUUAAGAAAACCAAAGGCUUUGUAUACAAUUCCAAAUGGCCAAAAUCCAACUGGAAUUACAACUUCAAUGGAAACUAAAAAGAAAAUUUAUAACAUUUGUCAAUCUCAUGAUAUUUUAAUCAUAGAAGAUGACCCCUAUGGUUAUAUAAUCUUAAAUGAUGAUUUUAUUCAUAAAAAGAUUGCAAUUAAUGAUUAUAUAAACAAUUAUAUAUCAAAAUCUUAUCUUACAAUUGAUACUUCUAGCAGAGUAUUAAGAUGUGAAACAUAUUCAAAGACUUUUGCUCCAGGCUCGAGAGUGGGUUUUAUUGUAGCCAAUAAUUUUUUCAUCGAUCAUUUAAAGAAAUUAACUGAAUUAACUACUACAUAUGCGUCUGGGAUCUCUCAAACAAUUAUUCAAAAUCUUAUCUUGCAAAAGGGAGGAUUUCAAGGCUGGGUGAAUUGGUUAAUUGAAUUGAGCAAAGCUUAUUCAAUUAGAAAAUAUAAAAUUCUUGAAUUUUUGAAAAAAACAAAAUUGGUUCAAGAUAAUUUAAUCAAUAUCAUUGAGCCAAAUAAUGGAAUGUUCAUUUCCAUUGUCUUUAAGUUUGAAAAUGCAAAUUCAAAUGAAUAUAAUAUUAAAAGUGAUUUAGAUAAAUUGUAUAAUAUUUGUUUAAAUAAUGGUAUUGUCGUUAUCUUAGGAAAAACGAUGGCAGUUGGAGAAAGAGCAAGAGAAAAUGCGAAAUUUAUCAGAAUCACGUUAGCAAUGGCUGAUAAUAUUGAAGAAAUAAUUGAAGGAGCUAGAAGAUUAACAAAAAGUUUUGAAGAGUAUUUUUAUAGUUAA